This is a messenger RNA of Etheostoma cragini (Arkansas darter), 1639 nucleotides long. RefSeq names its product zinc finger protein 497-like. The transcript has 2 exons. NCBI's taxonomy places the organism in Eukaryota, Metazoa, Chordata, Actinopteri, Perciformes, Percidae. Bases 228 to 1553 code for a protein of 441 amino acids. The record is from RefSeq and is a predicted model, not a curated record. Gene Ontology annotation, cellular component: nucleus. Gene Ontology annotation, molecular function: DNA-binding transcription factor activity, RNA polymerase II-specific; RNA polymerase II transcription regulatory region sequence-specific DNA binding. Gene Ontology annotation, biological process: regulation of transcription by RNA polymerase II.
CCGUGUCACCCGACCCCCAACAGGAAGAAGAAGAAGAAGAAGAGGAACAGGAAGUGGUGGAAGAGGACGCCGAGGACCCCACCUGGACUCCACCUGACGGAGACGCUGCCUCUCGCCCGGCGGCCUCCGCUCUGUCGGACUCCGCCUCCCAGCAUGCACCUGUUGGCCCGGACUGCUCCUCCCAGCAUGCACCUGUGCGUGCGGUGAAGCAGGAGCUGGAGAGCAUCAUGUGCGACGUGUGCGGCAAAGUGAUGAAGAACCGGUCGAGCCUGGCGCGCCACGCCUUCAUCCACACGGGCAGGAAGCCCUACGCCUGCCAGCUGUGCGAGCUGCGCUUCAAUCGCCGUGACAACCUGCAGCAUCACAUGGCCCGGCUUCACCCCGGCGGCGUGGCGCGGCGCCAGAAGCAGCGCCCCCCCCAGGCGUGGCUGUGCGCCGCGUGCGGGAAGACGUUCAGCUGCCGCUCGCGGCUGAAGACGCACGAGGUCAUCCACUCGGGGGUGAAGCCGCACGCCUGCGACCGCUGCCCCAAGGCCUACAUGCGCACCAACGACCUGGAGCACCACAAGAAGAUCGCCCACGGCAACGGCAACGGCGCUGCACCGCCGGCGCCGCGCUCGCUGCUCUGCCACCUCUGCGGCAGAGAGUUCAAAUGCGUCUCGCAGCUCGCGGCGCAUCUGCAGGCGCACACGGGCGAGCGGCCGCACCUCUGCGACGUCUGCGGCCGCAAGUUCGCCCGCCAGUACCAGCUGAAACGCCACAAGGUCCUCGUGCACGCCGGCGGCAAGGAGGGCACGCCGCGCAACGUGCCAUGUGACGCGGCGUUCGGCUGCGGCGUCUGCGGGAAGCGGCUGAAGACGGCGGCGCUGCUCGCCCGGCACGCGCGCUGCCACUCGGCGGAGAAGCCGCACCGCUGCGGCGUGUGUCUGCGCAGCUUCCUGUCGGCCGCGUGCCUGGCGCAGCACAACAUGCGCGUGCACCAGCGGGCAAACGCCGGGGACGCGCCGCACGCCGCCCGGCGCAGGAGGAACGCCGCCCCGCCCGGCGCCGCCAAGGAGUUCCCGUGCCCGGUGUGCGGCCGCGUGUUCAGGUUCCGCUCGCUGCUGGCGAGCCACGCGUUGACCCACAGCGAGCUGCGGCCGUUCGGCUGCGACUUCUGCAGCCGCAGCUUCCGGCGCCUCAGCCACCUGAAGCGGCACCGCGAGGUGGUGCACGCCGACGGGCAGCGCCCGCCGCAGAGCUUCGUCUGCCACGUCUGCGGCAAAGACAAGAAGUGCCGCUCGCAGCUCGCCAGGCACGUGAUCAUCCACACGGGGGAGCGGCCGUACGGCUGCGACCGCUGCGCCGCGCGCUUCAAUCGCCGCGGAAACCUGCAGCAGCACAGGAAGCGCAUGCACGGCGUGGAGGAGGCGCCCGCCGCCGCGGAGGCCCCGCCCAUCCUGUUCGAUGAUGAGGCUUUGACUUACAAACAGGAGGAGACGGUGGUGGCGGUGGACGCCGGCGCUGAGGACCGCGAGGACGCCGCGGGCAACGAGACCGAACACGACGGCUGAACUGAGCGCGCUCAGGCGGCCGCGUCUGGACUCCGGGAAUUAAAAGGGUUUUAUGAGACAACAGACACUUGAGACGGACGCACGCC